AUGUCAGUAGCAUCACAAAUGGACCUGCCUGAAGAAAUUCAGCAUCCAUAUACAAAAUUUUCUGAAUGGAAAUUCAAGUUGUUUAAAGUGAGAUCAUUUGAAAAAACACCUUCUGAUGAUAGCCAGCACAGAAGCAAAGCUCAGGCAGAAGAGGUCACUUCUUCAAACAAAGAAAUCAUACUGCAUAAAGAUGAAGCAGUACCAACAGGAGAAAAGAUGGUCUUAAUGGGCAAUAGGCAGGCACCUGAGAAAAAUACCAAUGACAUGAAAACACAAGACAAUAAAGCUCAUCAGAACAAACUGAAAGAACUUUGCCGCAUAUGUGGAGUUUCAUUUAAAACUGAUUGUUACAAGAGAAGUCAUCCGGUGCAUGGGCCUGUGGAUGAUGAAACUCUGUGGCUUCUGAGAAAGAAAGAGAAAAAAGCAACCUCUUGGCCAGAUCUUAUCACUAAGGUUUUUAAGAUUGAUGUGCGAGGGGAUGUUGAUGCUAUCCAUCCCACUCGAUUUUGUCACAACUGCUGGAGUAUUAUCCAUAGAAAAUUCAGUAAUACUCCAUGUGAAGUAUAUUUUCCUAGGAACAGCACGAUGGAGUGGCAACCCCACUCCCCAAACUGUGAUGUGUGCCACACUACCAGUUGGGGAGUCAAGAGAAAAAGCCAGCCACCCAGUGUACAAUAUAGCAAACGUGUGAAGACCACUGCAGAACAUGCUCGAAUAAACAGAGGCAAAAAGAACCAAGCACAGAUAAACAACAAAAAUUUAAUGAAAGAGGUUGUCAGUUGCAAGAAUAUACAUCUCAGCACCAAGCUGCUUGCAGUUGAUUACCCAGUAGAUUUCAUUAAAUCCAUCUCUUGCCAGAUCUGUGAGCAUAUUUUGGCAGAUCCAGUGGAAACAACAUGUAGACAUUUGUUUUGCAGAACUUGCAUCCUUAAAUGUGUCAAGGUUAUGGGCAGCUAUUGCCCCUCCUGCUGGUAUCCUUGUUUCCCUACUGAUCUGGUAACCCCAGUGAAAUCCUUCCUGAACAUCCUUGAUAGCCUGGGUAUAAGAUGCCCUGUAAAGGAAUGUGAUGAAGAGAUCUUGUAUGGAAAAUAUGGCCAACACCUCUCCAGCCACAAGGAGAUGAAAGAUAAAGAGCUCUACUGCCACAUAAAUAAAGGUGGCCGACCAAGGCAGCAUCUCCUAUCUCUGACCAGGAGAGCUCAGAAACAUCGUCUGAGAGAACUGAAACGUCAAGUCAAAGCUUUUGCUGAGAAAGAAGAGGGCGGUGAUAUAAAGGCUGUAUGCAUGACACUGUUCUUGCUAGCUUUAAGAGCAAAAAAUGAACACAGACAAGCAGAUGAAUUGGAGGCUAUAAUGCAAGGGAGGGGAUCUGGACUUCACCCUGCUGUCUGCCUGGCAAUCCGAGUCAACACAUUUCUCAGCUGUAGCCAAUAUCAUAAAAUGUAUAGAACAGUAAAAGCUGUCACUGGGAGGCAGAUCUUCCAGCCUUUGCAUGCUCUUCGCACUGCUGAGAAAGCCCUCCUACCAGGUUAUCACCCGUUUGAGUGGAAACCUCCCUUGAAAAAUGUAUCCACUAAUACAGAAGUGGGAAUUAUAGAUGGACUAUCAGGAUUGCCACUCUCAAUUGAUGACUACCCAGUAGACACAAUUGCAAAGAGAUUUCGAUAUGAUGCAGCCUUAGUUUGUGCCUUAAAGGACAUGGAGGAGGAGAUCUUGGAAGGCAUGAAAGCAAAAAACCUGGAUGACUACUUGAAUGGUCCCUUCACUGUGGUAGUAAAAGAGUCCUGUGAUGGAAUGGGAGAUGUCAGCGAGAAGCAUGGAAGUGGUCCUGCUGUCCCAGAGAAGGCUGUUCGCUUUUCUUUCACAGUCAUGAACAUUGCUAUAGCCCAUGGGAAUGAAAGCAAGAGGAUCUUUGAAGAAGUAAAGCCCAAUUCAGAGUUGUGUUGCAAGCCCUUGUGCCUUAUGCUGGCUGAUGAAUCGGAUCAUGAAACUCUCACAGCAAUCCUGAGCCCCCUCAUAGCAGAAAGAGAGUCUAUGAAAAACAGUGAACUGUUACUUGAAAUGGGAGGCAUCCUGAGAACAUUCAAAUUCAUCUUUAGGGGCACAGGAUAUGAUGAGAAGCUUGUGCGAGAAGUGGAAGGGCUGGAGGCCUCAGGUUCCACUUACAUUUGUACCUUGUGUGAUGCAACCCGCCUGGAGGCGUCCCAGAAUCUGGUCUUCCACUCCAUAACCAGGAGCCAUGCUGAAAAUCUGGAGCGAUAUGAAAUAUGGAGGUCCAACCCAUAUCACGAAUCUGUUGAUGAGCUCCGUGACAGAGUGAAGGGUGUUUCAGCCAAACCUUUUAUUGAGACUGUUGCCUCCAUAGAUGCAUUGCACUGUGACAUUGGCAAUGCAACAGAAUUUUACAGGAUUUUCCAGAUGGAAAUUGGUGAAGUUUACAAGAAUCCUGAUGUGUCUAAAGAGGAGAGGAAGAGGUGGCAAUUGACUCUUGAUAAACAUCUCAGGAAGAAGAUGAACUUGAAGCCUAUGAUGAGGAUGAGUGGAAAUUUUGCUAGAAAGCUCAUGUCCAAAGAGACAGUAGAGGCAGUAUGUGAAUUGAUAAAGUGUGAGGAAAGGCAUAAAGCCCUAAAAGAACUAAUGGACCUUUAUCUGAAGAUGAAGCCAGUGUGGCGAUCUUCAUGUCCUGCCAAGGAGUGUCCAGAAUUGCUGUGCCAGUAUAGCUACAAUUCACAGCGUUUUGCUGAGCUCCUAUCUACAAAGUUCAAGUACAGAUAUGAAGGCAAGAUUACAAAUUAUUUCCACAAAACCCUUGCUCAUGUUCCUGAAAUCAUUGAAAGAGAUGGGUCCAUUGGUGCCUGGGCAAGUGAAGGAAAUGAGUCUGGAAACAAACUGUUUAGGAGGUUCCGAAAAAUGAAUGCCAGGCAGUCCAAAUGCUAUGAGAUGGAGGAUGUUUUGAAGCAUCACUGGCUAUAUACCUCUAAAUAUCUCCAGAAGUUCAUGAAUGCUCAUAAAACAUUAAAAAGCCAGGGCUUCACGAUUGAUCCAGAGGAUAAUUCAGGUGACUCCUUGCCACUGGAGGUCUCCUUGGAAAGCAAUGAUUCAGCAGAACUCUAA
This is a messenger RNA of Phaethon lepturus (White-tailed tropicbird), 3114 nucleotides long. It is a transcript of the gene RAG1, whose product is annotated as recombination activating gene 1. The record is from RefSeq and is a predicted model, not a curated record. NCBI's taxonomy places the organism in Eukaryota, Metazoa, Chordata, Aves, Phaethontiformes, Phaethontidae. Gene Ontology annotation, cellular component: DNA recombinase complex; nucleus; endodeoxyribonuclease complex. The coding region runs from base 1 to 3114 and encodes 1037 amino acids. Gene Ontology annotation, molecular function: sequence-specific DNA binding; double-stranded DNA endonuclease activity; ubiquitin protein ligase activity. The transcript has a single exon. Gene Ontology annotation, biological process: pre-B cell allelic exclusion; V(D)J recombination; adaptive immune response.